UUUUUUUGUGCUAAAGUUUUGUUACUCUCUAAUCAGAUGGCUGUAUUCUAUUCUUAGUCUGCUUUCAUCUUCACAGACUUGCAAUUUCAGCAAUACCAAAUAAAAGGAGAUACACAAAUUCUUUCUCUAGUGUUUAAGCUAUUGCUCUGGUGGCGAUUCUUCGUUUCUUUGAAGGUAAAAUAAUGGUUUUUUUAUUUACAUGUCUUCUUUCCUUGCCUGAAUUGCAUUUGUUUGAAUUAUCACAACUCAUCAACUCAAUUAAAGUGGAAAAUUUUUACUGAAGAUUAAACUCUUCCGGCAAUGGAGAAUUCUUACAAGUCAUCUAAUUGAAUUAGCCAGCUUACAAUAGGGACAUGGUUAUGAGGAACUCUUCUUAUCAACCCUGCAUCAAGGAAUCAUUACCUUGGCUUGAUUUGAGGGUUUUUUAUGUUAGAUUUAGCAAAUGCAAGAUUGAUGAUUCCUCUCCUGAGUACCUCACACUAAACCAUAUUCCACUUGAUCAUGAUACGCUUCUUGAAGUUAAUGGUGUCAGAACUAGCAUAUAUUCUGACGGGGUUUCAACCCUUCUUAGAAGGGAUCGAUUAGAUAAGAAGUCUGAAGAAGCUACAUUUGUGAGCACUGAUAGUAUCAGGAUGACAGGAAGUGUGAAGUUUGAAGUCUUCGAUAAGGAUGUUCUUGUGUUAUCAGGGGUUUUAGAAUUGUGUAAUCACAAUGGUUUUGUUGGAGAAUCAAAUAAUCAAGGCCAGGGAUGGAGCAUUGAUUGUGCAUCAGAUACUACCGUGGAAACUGGCUUCUUUAAGGAGAAGCCGAUGCUGGGGCCAGACUUGGCUUCACCUACAAUUGAGGUCUACAUUGCAGGGUCCUUUUUGAGCACUCCAAUUAUCUUAACAAAGACUUUGCAGCUUAGUCAUCGGAAAAGGCAUACAAGGAAGGGCAUGUUGGAUUCGAUACCUGAAUAUGAGGUGACUGAAAGCCCAAAAGAUGUUCCUUACAGGCUUAAUUUGCAUAUGUCAAAAUUCCUGAAGCACAAACCAGAAAAUGAAUACUACAAUAACCCCUACUUUGGGUCAACAUAUUUUGAAGGUGAAGAUGGAGAGAUUACAUGGUUCAAUGCUGGUGUAAGAGUGGGUGUCGGGAUUGGCCUUAGUGUUUGUCUUGGAAUUGGAAUUGGAGUGGGUUUGCUGGUUCGAACAUACCAAGGCACCACCAGAAACUUUAGAAGGCGACCACUGUAAUCCACACUUUCCCUGUUUUCCCUUCUAGCCUAAUGCCGUCCAUUCAACACCCCUAUGAAACAAAUUAAGGCAACUUAGUGGUACUUCUGACGUGUUCCAGUUGACAAUAUGGAGGGGCUUAUGGCUUUUGCAAUCAAGUGAAGGAAUGUAUGAGUUCAAGCUUUUCUUGUUUUCUGCUGGGGCUAAGCCUUGCAUCUGAUAUAAAAGGUUCAUUUAUUUCAAAUGUACAACCAUAAAUUCAGGAAAUCUUUCAGCAUCUCUCACUUGAUUUUGUAGGGAACGUUAGUGUGUUGAGAUCCUUAUGUAGCUAGUGUUGUCUGGCGUGGCCUUCUAUAUCUGUGAAGUUCUUUUGUUUUCUAAGGUGUUGAUAGCAGUGUAAUUUUGAGUAAUGGAAAGAAAUGUAGAUCCCCUUUACAGGUCAUGAAUAAUUUGUGUUUGUACUUA
Molecule: messenger RNA, 1679 nt
Organism: Quercus robur (English oak)
Lineage: Eukaryota; Viridiplantae; Streptophyta; Magnoliopsida; Fagales; Fagaceae
Exons: 3
Coding region: 354-1235 (293 amino acids)
Molecular function (GO): phosphoglycerate dehydrogenase activity
Source: RefSeq, a predicted model, not a curated record